Messenger RNA from Leptomonas pyrrhocoris, 4926 nucleotides. RefSeq lists its product as hypothetical. Lineage: Eukaryota; Euglenozoa; Kinetoplastea; Trypanosomatida; Trypanosomatidae. The transcript has a single exon. The coding region runs from base 1 to 4926 and encodes 1641 amino acids. The record is from RefSeq and is a predicted model, not a curated record.
AUGCAAGAUCAGCAAGUCCGGCAGUCAUGCAACGCCAUCGCCGCGCAAAUCUUUCACAUAGCCCACAGCCGGCAUGAAACUCGAACGGACACUCCUACCGCGGAUACUAACAACGUUUCUGCCUCUGCUUCGCGUGAUGUGCCCGUUGCCCGCCACAAUGCGAAGCCGCUGCCGAGCAACAUCAGCAACAGCAGCGGCAGCAGCAGCGAUGGUCGGGCAGAGGCGCUCCGCCGACUCCGCGAGGCUGUGGUGCGCGACGCCAUGACGCUCUACCGUCUGUGUCACCGGCCAGGCGGUGGCGACGGCAUCGUCAUUGUGCCGGCCGCUGCCCGCAGCAGCGGUGGUGGUGGUGGUGGAGGGGCGGUGGAGGAGGAGGCCGCGUACUGCGUCUGCGCUGCAAUUAUGGCUCGUGCGCCGCUGCUGUGGGCGUCGUUGGUGCGUCGUGCAGAGCUGCUCCGCCCUCGCAAGCCGACGCUGUGCUUUGUGGCGCCGGUGGCGGUGCCGCCGGUGGUGGUGAGGAGCGUUGUGAUGUUUUACGGACGCAGCCGUCAUCUCGUCCCCGGUAGUGGCGGCGUACCCGGCGUUGCCUCGCCGGCUGUCUCUGGCUCUCUGAACACCGCUGCUGCUGCUGCUGCUGCGGGAACAGCACGCAAGGACGCCACAGUUCUCUCUGAUGGUUUAUCUGCCCAACAAGCGGAGGCGGUGGCGGCCACCUUCUUCUUCAAGACGAUGUCUGCGGCGGAGCGACAGCGCAGGCCGGAUGUGUUUGAAGUACGUGCUCUGACGUCUGCUGCCUCCGCAAUGAGGAAGCCGUCCUCUUCUACGCAGAAAGGUGUGCCAUCACGCACCGCUGCGGACGCUUCAGCAGGACUGUCGUCCGGACUCCCAGGCCGUGCAGGUGGCGACGGUGCGAUAGUUGCUGCGGAUUCUUCGGUGUCUUCACUUUCGUCGACGCUGUCUAGUGCCCGAGGACGUGGCACGGUGGCGGGGUCGCUUCCUGGUACGCUGCCAGUUCCACCCAGUCGCCGCCCACCGCAGCACCCUGUGUCCCCCUCCGCCUCUGCCUCUUCCUUCCUUUUCAUGGACGACUGGGCUGGUUGGCGUAGCGGGGGCGGUGGUGCCUCCCGCUUCAAGCAGCGCAAAGCGGACGCUACGACGAGCGCCGAACAAGGUGGCUCGGGUGACGCAGUGGGAGGCAGUGGCGAUGGGUGGUCGUCGCCUCGCAGCAGCAGCAGUGACAGCAGCGACGGCAGCAGUAGCCGCCCCAGCAGUGACAGCGUUCACACCGGCGAAGUCGACAGCAGGGAGGAACGUCGCCGAGACGCAACGGGUGUGCGGCACGAGCGCGCGUCUGCGAGACCCGGGCAACGCAGGCACACACGCGUGAAGACGGCAGCCGCAACGGAUGCCGCGGUGUUGGAGAGGUUGUACCGCUUGGCGACCUCCGCCGAUGCCGCCGCCACUGCUGAUGCUGCGUCGGCUGCAAGUGAGGCGCCAGCGGAGCAGGGCUCCGUAAACAACAACCGCACCCGUGCGUUGGGCCAUCUCAGCGGCAGCGGCGGUGCGACUGCUGGCACGUCCGUCCUGUCUGCCUCGCUCUUCACGUCUGGCAAAGGCGUGGGGCUUGUUGCACUCGCCGCCAUGACGACGCAGGUGCGAGACGCGCUGCACUGGGGACGACUGGAGGCGCUCGUGCGCUUUCCCAUACUGUUCCGCGGGCUUUCCACCCCUCCCCCUCUUCUUUUCGAUUCUUUGGCGCCCUCAGCGGCGACACGAGCGCUGUCUGCGACGUCGGCGGCUCUCACGGCGGCAUCGAUGUCGCGGUGGAACAACCUCCUCGGGUACUCCUACACGUCCGCACUGACCGCGUCGCCGCCGUUGCCAUCCAUCGCGUCUGCGGACUCCCCUGCGUCGCCGUCGGCCCUACACGCUGCGAUGGAUGACUUCGUCUCCGCAUUCGCAUCUCCACAGUCUUUUCUGUGCCCGGCGCGUCUGCGCGCGUCGUCGCUGCUGCCGCGCCCGCCAAGCUUAAUCACUGACACGUUCCUCUGGACCCGCUUGCUGAUCUGCAGUGCGUGGCUGAAGGUGUACGCGGACAGCCUCGUGGACGACGAAUCCUCUUCCUCCUCUUUGUCCGCGGAUGAUGAUGAUGAUGAAAACGGCUCUGCCUCUUCGCAGCUGGAUGCUCAGAAGGAAAAGAAAGAGCGCUACGCGCAGCCACGGGUGCGACCAAGUCCACUGGUGCAAGAGGUUGUCGCGUACUGCGUCGCGAUCGUCAGGGAAGCACGCGCCAUCAGCGCUGGCAUCACCGGCGAAGGAGACCCCGCUGCGUUUUCUGCCUCGUCUUCCUCACACCACGCGCACGGAGCGGCGCAUACUUCUGCACCCAGCAGCAACCACCACCACCACCACCACCAAGCCAUCAAUGCUGUUUGCUGUCCUGUGUGUGACUGCCUGGUGAAGGAGCAGCAGCCGGUGCUGUGGUGGUCGACUCUGCGCGAGGACCGCGCCCAAUUGCGGGAACAGCUGCGCACGUUGCUCGAGAGCGGCAGCCCAACCGACGCGGAGGCGCGAGUGGCGGCAGCGGUGGCGGAAGACGGCGUGCGGGAAGAUCGCGGUGGUCGGCAGUACGCAGCACCGCAGCUGAGCGGGUCCGGCGCAGCGGGGGAGCGUGUGGCCGCCCUGCAGGAGCGCUGGGGGAUGUUCGUGAUGGGCGUGACAAGGCCAUCCGACUCCUCCGCCGCGGCGCACGAGAGCAACAGAGUGGCGUCGGACGAGCCGCGCGACGUUGCAACCAAUGCGGCAAGCGACAAGGACAGCUCGAUGGAUCCGGGAGACCCCGCGCACACUACGGCAGAAAGCAACGGGCAGUCAGGCGUAGAUGAGCAGGAUAGCAUUGACGAUGCGGCAACGCGCACGUUGUGGGCUGCGCUGACGCAGCGUGUCGCGGCGGCGACGGACGUGUGCGUGUUUUUGUCGACGCACCCACUUCCAGAGGGGCCCUCCACCUCCGUCACGCGCCGUCCAGCUUCCUUUGCCAAACACACCGCUGCUCGCCCUCGAACAAGCCAUGCGGCUGCCACUGCUGCUGCCGGUGUAGGCGCGAAGAGGCGUCGAAGGCGCUCUACCAGCUCCGACAGCGCAGCAGCAGAAGAGGAGACCGAGGGCAGCAGCAGCAGCAACAACAGCAGUGAUGAGGGCAGCGAAGCCGAUCGACGCCCCCGCCGGCGCACGCACGACGCCACCGAUGCCGCCGUGCAACUCCGCCGCCACCACCACCACCGUCGUUCCCAUCCGCAUCGUCCUACUUCGAAGCGCAGGAGGCACAGUGAGGACGAUGAAAAUGCGGAUAGCGAGUCAGCUUAUUUUGGCGAUGCAGAAGCGACAACCGCAGCGGCACGGACGCCUUCGAGUGACGCCGGCGCCUUCCACGGGAGUCGUCGCGCCCACGAAGUGGCGGAGGAGUGGGAGAGGCUGCUGCGGCGGUGUGGCUGGGUAAACGCGGCCCCUCCACCACCCUCGCCACGACCCCCGACUAGACCAACUUCCACCGCAGAUGCACUCGCAUCGCCACCGUCAUCCGACCUAUCUUCGUCCUCUGCGGCCGGUUUGUAUGCGCAGUGGGCCGCGUCGCUUAUCCAGCCUUCUGCGAUGCCGACGCCGCAUCAGGCAGCGGUGCUGCGCCGACGCCUGUCUCGCUACCGCCUGGACGACGUGGUGCGUGCGCUGGUGCUGGGGCGCGGUGGGCGGUGGUCGCCGUACGCCGCGUUGAUGUUCGGGGCGGACGCGCUGCCGAGACGGCAGGGGCCUACGGGAACACCUGAGCAGCAGCAGCAGCAGCAGCUACAAAAGACACCGGCAAAGCAUGUUCAUGACGAAGCGCAUCCAACGACCGCCUUGGACGAUGUGGAGGUGCUGCACUCCGCCCCGCCACCCCGAGCAGCCUCCAUGUCCCUGCUAGAAGAGGAAGGCGACGACACAGAUGCCCAGGUCAACGCCGGGGGUGCCCGCAAAGCAGACGGCCUCGAAGGCCACGACUCUCUUUUACUCGUCACGGGAUGUGACGACGACAGCGAAGCGGCAGGAGGAGAGGACGAGGAAAGAGUGGAGCGGCGGUCAGCGCACAACUCGCCAAGUCCACCUCCCCUCACGUCUCUCGCGGCUUUCACGCAGCGUUGCUCCCCGCUGCCACCACCACCACCACUGUUAUCACCUCUUCGCACCUGUACUCAAUCAGCUCUACCAUCAUCGCCUGUGUUCUCUGCCACGAAGCACAAGCUCGCCUUGCCUUCGAUUCCGCUACACGUGUCGCCACUCCGUCGACACGUUGCUGCCGGCGUUCGAAGUGACAUGUCCAGGAAUCACACAAGCAAGGGUCACGAGAAGCACCGCGCGAACGCGAAGGAAUCGAACGGCAGAGGCCAGACUACGUUCGAUGCGAUCACCAGCUCUGCUUUACUCUCGAGCAACGCGGCUCCACCGUCGGCUGCGGCUACACAGAACGACCAGUCACAGCUGUCGAAUCACUCGGUGACCAACACCACCGCCUCGCUUCGCACCAACUCGAAGAAGGGCACACAAGAGGAAGGUCCUCCUUCCACGACACACGACAAUGAUGAGGAAAGUAACGCGGCGUUGUCGCAGGGCGGUGCUGUGGCACGUUCGCAGCUGCGCGCCCAGCAGGCGGCCCUCCGCGCUCUCCUGCGCUUCCGACCUCGCUUUCCGCCACUACGCGAAGAAGACGCGGUGCUAGAGUGCGGGUCGUGCUUUGCGUGGUUUCAUCAGGAGUGCAUAGCGCCGGUGCAGCGAGACUUGAUGGGACAGGUCUUCCUCUGUCACGCGUGCCGCUUAAAGUGGGCACGUCCGUACGUGGAGAGGGACGGCGUCGGCGGCCUGAUUUCGCAAGCACAGGAGCCUCCUUCCUAA